Notolabrus celidotus (New Zealand spotty) is the source of this 1300-nucleotide messenger RNA. RefSeq names its product posterior neuron-specific homeobox (gene pnx). Gene Ontology annotation, biological process: regulation of DNA-templated transcription. The coding region runs from base 449 to 1051 and encodes 200 amino acids. Gene Ontology annotation, molecular function: DNA binding; DNA-binding transcription factor activity, RNA polymerase II-specific. The record is from RefSeq and is a predicted model, not a curated record. The transcript is spliced from 2 exons. NCBI's taxonomy places the organism in Eukaryota, Metazoa, Chordata, Actinopteri, Labriformes, Labridae.
ACUCUGGGGACAAAUGGCACUUUAGAAACGAAGAGGACACAAAAAGCGCAAACUUUCCCUUUGAUGAAGAGUCCAUCAAUUAACAUCACAAGAGGCGUUCACGUGUCCUACCGGCGGAAAAUCCAGCAUUAGCAAAUAAUGACAAGCUGAGGCACAAAGAGGAACACGGAGCAGAAGAAAGGAGGAACAUUUUAACCAGAUGCCCUGCAAUAAAUAACCCACUCUGCUCCCCCCCAGCUGAGCGCGUGCAUUUACAUUCUGGAGUGUCCACGCGGGGGUCUGGAGCGUGUCUGUGAGCGCGAGGCAGCGAUUGUUCCUGCAGCUUCAUUUGGAUAACUUGUAAUGAAAUGUAAAUGUGCAGGCGUGUGCAGAGCAGAGGAUAUAAACCCGAGAGGAGGAGAGGAGAGGCGCACACUGAACCCUGCGCACUGAUCCACGGAGAGCUGACAUGCAGCCUGCAGCCAAACACCCUCUGACGCACAGGACGCCCUUCUCUGUGGAGGACAUCCUUGACCCUGCUAAGUUUACCAAGAGGAGAAGCUGGGCUGAGGAUGCAGAGACAACAGAAGUUUUUCCCUCCAGGGUUAAACCCAGAGAGUGUCCGCCUCCUCCUGCAGAUGGGAUCAGCAGCCCGGAGGAAGAUGAGGAGGAAGAGGAGGAGCCUCAGAGCCCGGUGAAGCGUCAGAGAUCCAAAACGAAACGCCGUCGUAUCCGCACCGCCUUCACGCUGCAGCAGCUGCAGGUCCUGGAACACAGCUUCCACAGGUCUCACUACCUGUCGGUGCUGGAGCGGCACGCCAUCGCCGCCGCCCUGCGCCUCUCAGAGACUCAGGUGAAGAUCUGGUUUCAGAACAGACGCACCAAGUGGAAGAAGGAGCGGCUGCAGGGGGCGGAGCCUGAGGAGGAGUACGGCGGCUUCACAUCAUCAUCAUCACCAUCAUGCUUCUCCUCUCAUCCUCCUCUCUGCUCCUCUCUGAGCUUCAGUCCUCUGUUCUCAGCUCCGGUCCACGUGUUCCAGCCUCUGCUGCCGUAUCAGCGUUAUUAUGCAUGAUGGACUUCAACGUGUGCAGCUGCAGGAGGCGUCCGUGCACAAACACGGCGCCACAAAGACUAAAAUAUUUUCUUAUGUUAUAUAACUUAUUCUGAUAAACAUUUGGUGUUAAGUUUGCUCCUUUAAUUUAUUAUUUUUAACGUGAUAUGUGCCCUGAAGGGACGUAUAGACAUAAAGUGAUUCUGCUCCUCACAUAAACAUGAAUUACUAAAGAAAUAAAUAAAGAUAUUUUAUUUUUAUACUCAUGAA